Molecule: messenger RNA, 1775 nt
Organism: Annulohypoxylon truncatum
Lineage: Eukaryota; Fungi; Ascomycota; Sordariomycetes; Xylariales; Hypoxylaceae
Exons: 3
Coding region: 475-1467 (330 amino acids)
Molecular function (GO): nitronate monooxygenase activity
Source: RefSeq, a predicted model, not a curated record
AAUUACCCAGCACCUGACAGUUUUUAAGAUUGGCCUGACCGGUAACGGGUAACAAGAGCUGGAAGGCACAGGUAGGUAACAAAAGCUCGGUGAGUGGCUGGAAUGUGGAAGUCAUAACCGGGAAACGGGGUUACGAGUCAAGGUCAACUGAUCCCAACGCCGAAUGUGGGUCUAGUGAAUCUAACUUACCUCGGCAUCUCGUCGUCCUUAUUAUGUGAUAAUACACGCCUCUACCUAGUAAUACCUAACCUUAACCGCGUCGACUAAGUUUGUCGGCAACUGCUAUUUCAAUCAAGUUUGUUAUUCGACUUGUUUGUUUUGUUACAAUAUAGCCUCAAUAUAUCGUUCGUACUUCGUUCCUCCGUCAUCCACCUUAUCCGGCUUGUCAUAUACCUAGGUAUUUAUCAGCAUUUAUCAGGCUUCAGUUAUACCUAUCAAGGUGGUUGGCACAAGGCCACCAAUCCCGAACUCAAGAUGCCUUUCAACACCGAGCUGACUCGCCGCCUGGGCAUCAAAAUUCCUGUCGUGCAGGGUGGCAUGCAGUAUGUUGGAUACGCUGAGCUGGCCGCUGCCGUGUCUAAUGCGGGAGGGUUGGGUAUCCUCACAGCUCUCACCCAGCCCACACCCGAGGAUUUGAGAAAUGAGAUCCGGCGGUGUAGGAAGAUGACGAAAAACCCAUUCGGCGUCAACAUCACCCUGCUGCCUACCAUGGUCCCCCCGGAUUAUGGUGCCUACGCCCAGGUUGUUAUCGACGAGGGUAUCAAAGUCGUCGAGACCGCAGGCAACAGCCCCGGUCCAGUCAUAUCUAAGCUGAAGGCUUCUGGUAUCAUCAUUCUCCACAAAUGUACUACUAUCAGGCACGCCCAGAGUGCCAUCAAGCUCGGGGUGGAUUUUCUCUCCAUAGAUGGAUUUGAAUGCGCGGGACACGUGGGCGAGUCGGACAUCACCAAUUUCAUCCUUCUAAGUAAGGCACGCCAGACACUCAAGGUGCCCUUCAUCGCGUCUGGAGGCUUCGCCGAUGGCCAAGGCCUAGCCGCUGCCCUUUGUCUCGGUGCAGAAGGCAUCAACAUGGGUACCCGCUUCAUGUGUACCGUCGAAGCCCCUAUCCACCAGAAGAUCAAGGAGCAGAUCGUCCAGGCUCAAGAAACCGACACAGCCCUGGUAAUGCGGAGGUGGACCAACACCACGCGUCUGUACCGCAAUAAGGUCACGGACCAGGUCGUGAAGAUCGAAAAGGAGAGUAAGACAGGCGAAUUUGCCGAGAUCGCCCCUUAUGUAAGCGGGAAGCGAGGUCGGGAAGUUUUCAUAAAUGGAGAUGCUGAAUUCGGCGUUUGGACUGCCGGGCAGGUCAUUGGUCUGAUCCAUGACAUCCCGACAUGUGGUGCUCUCUUGGAUAGGAUAGAGAAGGAGGCGGAGGCGACGUUGACCUCAAAGCUUUCGCUUGCCAAACCCCAAAGCAAGCUAUGACAGGAAUUCUUUUUCUUUUUUUGUACAACAUGUUGUCAGAAGUAUUGCAGCUAGAACGAUUUCGGUUAAUGAGUAUUCGAUAUCGUUCAUUUACACGUUGUGAGAUCUUACAUACCAUAAAUGUUCGAGUACAUGUCAUGUAGAUCUAUACAAUACUUAGGGAUCCAAGCGUGUUACCGGAUUCUCGCAAUUCCCCGGCUAUGAGGGACGAUGGCAUUAACCAGUUUCUUGUAGAUCCCAGACACCCAGCCUCGGGUUAUCACACUUAGGAAGGUCGUUCAACUAACAUGGAAUUACGCAAGGUGUAG